This is a messenger RNA of Ceutorhynchus assimilis (cabbage seed weevil), 4016 nucleotides long. NCBI's taxonomy places the organism in Eukaryota, Metazoa, Arthropoda, Insecta, Coleoptera, Curculionidae. The record is from the annotation of a GenBank genome assembly.
CUCUAUUUUAGUACACAAUCUAAAAGUCUGCGGACCGCGAGUCUGGCGAACGCGGUGGUCAGAGAAUUUACCGCAUAGUUACUUAUGAGAAUAAUUAUUUAUAAUAAUUAUUUCAGGUUUUAUUAUGAUUAUAUAUUAGUGCGAGUUUUGCUAAUCUAGGUACCUGUAAACAACCUAGUUUUAUAUUUAAAUUUUACGGAGGAAAGAUCCAAUUCUGAAUACUUCCAGAAGCUGAGACUUUAUUUUUGAAUUUGGAUGGAGAGAAAACGGGUCAGCAUCAGUAAUAUCGACAAUGUUGGAACGCUGGAUGGCAAAAAUAACGAGAAAUAUGGUCUGGGAUACCAAAAUACCUUGAUGUAUGGCCGGUAUAGCCGGCAACUAGGAGAAUUCGCCAAAUUAGAAGGUUUAAAAGCACAAGAAAAAAGACGACUAAAAGAAGAAAAAGCUAGAAAAAAGGAAUUGAGAGGAUAUCAGGGUAAAUUAGCAAAAAGUAUAUCAUACCUAUGGAGACAUACAUUUGCAAGAUUAGGAGAGGACUGGGUUUUCCUGGCACUUUUAGGCAUAAUCAUGGCUGUAUUAAGUUUUCUAAUGGAUACAGGCAUAAAUAUUUGUAAUACAGCAAGAAUCUGGUUGUAUAAUGACUUGACGCAACAUCCUGCUGCCCAAUACGCUUCCUGGGUAUUCCUACCAGUCACUCUAAUACUCUUCAGUGCAGGAUUUGUCCAUUUAGUAGCACCACAAUCAAUAGGCUCUGGUAUACCAGAAAUGAAAACCAUUCUAAGAGGGGUGGCCCUGAAAGAAUAUUUGACGUUUAAAACUUUAGUAGCUAAAGUUAUAGGAUUGACAGCGACGCUAGGUAGUGGAAUACCGUUGGGUAAAGAAGGUCCGUUUGUGCACAUAGCUAGUAUAUCGGCGACAUUGUUAAGUAAGCUAGUGACGGGAUUUCAAGGAAUUUACGAAAACGAAAGCAGGACGACGGAAAUGUUAGCUGCGGCUUGCGCUGUGGGAGUUGCUAGUUGUUUUGCCGCACCCGUAGGAGGUGUCCUCUUCAGUAUAGAAGUAACGACCACUUACUUCGCAGUAAGAAACUAUUGGAGAGGCUUUUUCGCUGCUGUCUGUGGAGCUACAACGUUUAGAUUAUUGGCCGUAUGGUUUCAGAGUGCCGAUACCGUAACGGCCGUAUUCAAAACCAAUUUUUACAUGGAUUUUCCUUUCGAUCCUCAAGAAUUGUUCGUGUUUGCGCUUAUUGGAGCUUUCGCAGGACUAGGAGGCGCAUUCUACGUGUGGGUCCACAGACAAUACGUAAUGUUCAUGAGAAACAGCCAAACAAUCAGCAGCUUCUUUCAGAAAAAUCGAUUUUUGUAUCCUGCAAUCAUUACUCUGGCCGUGUCUACGAUCACUUUUCCAUUGGGUACUGGACAAUUCAUGGCUGGCGAUUUAACAACACAUACUCAAGUUGUCGCAUUAUUCAGUAAUUUCACUUGGACCAAAACAAAUCAUACACCUUUUGAGGAGGAAAUGAUCAAACAUUGGAAGACUGAAUAUACUGGCGUUAUAUUUUCUUUAACUUGUUUUAUGGUGUUUACAUUUCUAGCGUCCAUAAUUUGCUCAACAAUUCCUGUUCCAUCUGGUUCAUUUAUUCCAGUGUUCAAAAUUGGAGCCUCACUUGGACGUAUUGUCGGAGAACUUAUGCAUAUUUGGUUUCCUCAUGGUAUGAGAUAUGGGGGAAAUGUAGCCACAAUAAUUCCUGGAGGAUACGCCGCAGUGGGUGCGGCAGCAUUUUCCGGUUCCGUCACCCAUACCAUAUCAGUAUCUGUGAUAGUGUUCGAAAUGACCGGCCAGAUAACCCACAUCAUUCCCAUAAUGAUAUCUGUCCUAAUAUCGAACGCAAUUGCUAGUUUGCUAGCGCCUAGCUUAUAUGACAGCAUUAUUUUGAUCAAAAAGUUACCAUAUUUACCGGAUCUUUUACCUAGUAGUAGUGGUAUGUAUACUGUAUACGUAGAAGAUUUCAUGGUACGAGAAGUCAGAUAUAUAUUUUAUGGUAUGACUUACGAGGAGCUGAAACAAUUGCUAAAAGAAAAUAGACGAUUGCAAAGUUUUCCUCUAGUGGACAAACCCGAAAGUAUGGUCCUUUUGGGUAGCAUUCAAAGACUGCAACUCAUUCAGUUGAUUGAGAAGCACAUAGGAAGAGAAAGAAGACUGCAAAUAGCUGCCAUAAGGCAAAAAGAAGCUGAAGAAAAAGCCAGAGAAGAAGCGACAAAACAGGCAGAAGAACGAAUUAGAAGGCCUUCAAGAUUUCAAGUUGUCCCUGCCCCUGAUAUGUUGCAAAGGCAACUUUCUGAGAGCCAUUUGGAACCACAUCAACACACAUACACUCCAAACUUUGGUACCCAACCGAAAAAAUCAAUUCUAAAAAAAACAAAUUCGUUUACACUAAAAGGCUUUUCACCUUUUAUGAAUACAAGUCCUGGAAGUACUCCAUAUACUACCGUGACUGGGGCCGAGAGUAGAAUACGAUCAGCUUUUGAAGCUAUUUUCAGGAAAUCGACACAACUUCAAGAUGUAGCUAACAACGAAAGUCAACAGGUGAUUGAUCAGUCUUUGGAUCGCAAACCUCAAAUUAUUCCCAUGAGUCCUAGUACUUCGAAAAAAGUUCAAUUGCCAAAAGAACGAGUUUGCGACAUGAGUAACGAAGACCAAAGACUAUGGGAGGAAGAGCAAAUGGCACUUUCUGUAGAUUUCGCAAAUUGCCACAUAGAUCCAGCCCCGUUUCAGUUAGUGGAAAGAACCUCUCUUUUAAAAGUCCAUUCCUUGUUUUCUAUGGUUGGAGUUAACAGAGCUUAUGUAACGGCUAUUGGUAAGUUAGUCGGUGUAGUAGGCCUCAAAGAACUGAGAAAAGCCAUCGAAGAUGCAAACAGUGGGAAUAUUCCUCAACAAACUGAUAUUAAUAGCAAUGGCACGGUUAGUGUGAACGAUGUUAAAGAGCCUUUAGAUGACGUAGAUGCUAGUACUCAAUUAGUCUCUAAAGUUUAAAAAAAAAGAUUAUCCCAGGAUCAAAAUAAGUUCCUAUAUAAGUGAAUUAAGUAAUUCUUUUUCUAAAGUCAAAAGUAAGGGGAUUCCAAAUGCGGGUAUUCUUUUUUUUUGAACUGGAGAUAUGUAAAAUUAUUCCACCUACUCUCAAUAUAUUUGUGUAAGUAAUUUUAGAGAACUAACUUUUUAGCUGCUAGUAUUAAUAAGUAGUAUUAUUGCGAUUGUCUUUAUUGUACUCGUUUGUUGAAGUUUUAGAAAUUGUUUUAUGCUUGAGUCCGGUGUCUAAUUUGAACAAAGAUUGUGUAUAAAGUGAGUAUAUCUCUAUAGAAUUUGUUGACUAUUGACUAAAUUAGAGCUUUAGAAAUCCAGUUAGUUAUAUGUGUCAUUGAAAAUGAUUUUUAAAAAUAUUGAAUUAAAUUUUUUGCAGCUAAAAAAGCAGUUCACAAUAUUUGGGAGCAAAUACGUCUACAAGUUCAAUAAAAAAAAGGAAGGAAAUUCUAAAAAUGUCUUUUGAAAUACCUACUUUGAAAAUUUAUUGCUAUUGCUAUUGAUUUAUUCUUAUGAUAGCGAUUUUCAAAAAUUAAUUUUAAUUUUAAAAAAUAUCCUUGAUGGAAGAAGAUUGUUGCAAAAUCUGCAAUAAAUAGAAUUGCACUUUCUCCCCUAAUAGAUAUAUAGAUAGGUACUUCUUUGUAAUAAUUUCAUGAUAGUAAGGCGAAUUUAUUUGAUGGUAAAAUGUUUUCAUUUAAUGAACAAUUAAGUCACUUAUCAGAUUAUGUUAAGCAAAAAUUAACAAAAAUAUUGUAGAUAUAAGUUAUUUUUAAUACAUAAGUGAAAUUUUCCAUCAUUAUUAUUGAUGGGAGUGAUAUCUGGAGGUUUUUCUAAACAUUGUUGUGAUAGUUAUUUACGAAAAGAAAAUUAUAGGUAGACUAUUUAUAUAUUUUUUGUUUCCAAAUAAACGUUAUUGUUAGAAUAUAAGAAAAAAAAAA